Molecule: messenger RNA, 403 nt
Organism: Drosophila novamexicana
Lineage: Eukaryota; Metazoa; Arthropoda; Insecta; Diptera; Drosophilidae
Exons: 3
Coding region: 107-319 (70 amino acids)
Source: RefSeq, a predicted model, not a curated record
AGUUGUCGCUUUCAUCUCGUCCCACUCGAACGUCGCCCCGUCCGCAACCGCUGCAAUCUCUCUCUAAGCUUAAAACGAAUUCAACAAACAACUCUACUGAUUGAAAAUGGGUAAUCCAGUGUGGUUCAUUUUCUGGCUGUUGGUCUUCUGGAUCAUCUCCCUGGCGGUCGCAUUCUUUUGUGCCUUCUUCUACAUCGUCAUCUACACACUUGUUGUGUGCAUUCCGGGCCUUUCGGGCAUAUCGGAUGUGCUGCUGCAGGGCCUACAAUUCCCGCAUUAUUGCGCCAAGGCCAUGGUGGACUGCAAGCCCCCAUUUUAAUAAUUUACAUUUCUAUUUUGAUAUGACAUAAUAUUAAGUGCAAUAAUUAUAAAUGUUCAUUUUAUCAGACUUGUUUAUUUUUUU